AUGGAAGAUACUAUCGAUCCGGGAACAGUUUUAUCUGUGGAUCAAUUACAUCAUUUUAUUAUUAGUUUUGUUUCAAUUAGCAACAAUACACCUGUUUUCGAUAGAAACGAUGAUAUAUUGUCAGGGUUCAUAUCAAGUUACAACCCAGAUACAUUAUACAUUUGUAAAUACAAUAAAGACGAGGAAUUCAGGCUUCAUAAAGAAAUUAAUGAAUUAGAAGAAUCGGCUAAGAGUAUCAAUACCUUAAUUAUCUUAAUUAAAUCAAAGGGUAAAUUAUUGCUGAAUGUACCACUUACCAAGCAGUUAAACAUCAUCAACAUUCCCAUUAAUAUUUCAGAGGAAGAAGGAGCAGAAGCUGCCGAUAAAUCUAAUGAACUAUUUGAAAAAUUACGAUUGACUAUAAAUCUCGGAUUGUCACCUUAUUUCGAUUUAAUUUCAGCAUCAAAUGAGGAAGCUUCAUUAGCUACCACCAAGAAAAAGUUCAAUGAAUUAUCUUUAUCAUUACAACAUCUUCAACAAAGAAUUCACAUCCCCAACUUGUUGAUCACAACCCAUCCCAAGAUUACGCAAUUGAUUGAGCAAGACAAUGGCAAUAAUGAAGGUUCAAUUACGGAAUUGCUUGAAGAUACAACUUUUUUGAAUGAAAUUACAUCAAGUACCAAUAAUUGGAUUAGACAAAUUCAGACACUUACAAGAUUAAGUCAUGACCCAUUGGAUGGAGAAUCAAUAGUGGACGAUAUUCAAUUUUGGAGAUCCAUGGAAACUGCAUUGAUAUCAUUGAACCAACAAAUCAAUUCCCCCGAAGUGAAAUUGACAAUUGAUGUGUUGAAUAAAGCAAAGAGAUAUCAUAUUACUUUGAGUUUUCAAAAUGACAUUGGAUUGAAUAAGAAAUUAACCGAGGCCAAGUUGUAUAACUCUUUAUUGAAGGAAAUACCUAUUAAUGAUUUGAUCAUUAUAAAUGAGGAUGAAGAUUUUUCCAAGUUUGAAAUUGCAAUUAUGAGCAUAUUUAAUCACUUAAAGGUUAAAUUAAAUUCAAUCCCGUUAACAAGAGCAACUGAAACCAUUGAGGUCAUUUUGAAUGAUAUUGUUAGGAAAUUUCAAGAAUUAUUGGCCACAUGCUCGAUUAUGUCUUUGCCAUUGGCAAAAUUUAAUCAGCUUGUUGAUACAUGCUCUCAAAAGCUUUGUGAUAUCAUUGAGCAAAAUAUUAAGUAUUUGGUUAAUUUAUUAAGAGAAUUGUUAAGAAAACGUCAAGAAAAGUUCAAGAUAGUUAAAGUUGAUCAAACAAAUUUUGAUCAAUUGAGGGCAAGACUUUCCCAUCUUCAACAGUUUAGAUUCAAUCAUUCAAAUUUAUUAGAUGUUAUUGAGAAUGUAUCAUCGCCUGAAACUAAGAUUGAUUCAAUUAAUAGACUCAAUGAAGCUUACAAUCAAUAUAUUGUGCCUAUUAAUGUGGUGGAUAUUUCCCAUCAAGGUACUUUAAUUUGGUCAAUGAAUGAAGAAGCUUAUCUUGCUGUCUCAAACGAGUUAAAUUCAUCAAUUAUCAAAAGAAUCAAUAGUUUUUUCAAUGAUGCUAAUACAUUUAUAGACUUUAUGGCAUUAUACAACAAGUUUUUCAGUUCUAAAAGUUCAUCUGGUUUGUUAGUUCUGAUUUAUGAUGAAUUCAAAUUGAAGAUUUUGACAGUUGCAGAGAUGGAGAUUCAGAAGCUUAUUGAAUUGAAUUCAAACUCAAGGAAUGAAAUGAUGGAUAGUUUGAUUACAGGAAUUCCCUCGCAGCAACCACAUACGACCAAAAAUAUUGUUUCUGAGAUUAUUUGGAAUGCAAGUUUGAUUUCGAAAUUAUCAUUCUAUAGAGAAAAUUUGGAGAAUUUGUUAGGAUCAAAUUGGAAGAGCUAUUCAUUAGGUGUCAAGAUUGAUGCAAUUAUCAAUAAAAUCAUCAACAGCUUAAACCCGGAACCUAUUUUCAACAAAUGGAUCGAAGAAAUUAGUCAAAGUGGAGUAUCAUUUGAAAGCUUGGGCCCUAUACUCAGAGUCAUAGAGAGAUCAAAUAAUAAACUUGAAAUUAUUGUUAAUUUUGAUUAUUCAUUUCUUGAAACAUGUCAGCAAUUAAAUCAAUUAUCGAAUAUAGGUUAUAAAAUCCCAGCUUCAGUAAUGAUGCAAUACAAAAAAAUUCAUCAAUUAUAUCCUUUUGUCGUUGGAUUAAGAGAUCAUGUUAAUUUACUUUCAAGAUUAUUCGAAGUGGAAUUGCAAACUUCAGCAUACGGCAAAUCAUUGGGAUUUUUGGUAUCCUCUCAAGUGAAGAGAAUUGAAGAAACAUUGAAAGAGGUGAUAGGUUCAGUUACAUGGAUACACUUGUUACAAGCUAUAGAAUUGCAAAACUUGAAGGAGCCGCUUUUGACAAGAAGUGAUAAUUUAGUGGAAGUUAAAUCAUUGAAUAAAUUGAACCAAUUUCAGGAUUCUGUCAUUCAAUUAAGUUCACAAUUGAGCAAAUUAGAACACUUCUAUUGGUUUAUGAAUACUUGCAAACAUAAUUUGAAAACUGUCCCUUUUGAAUUUUCGCCUAUUGAACUGCAAUUGAAAAUGCUUCAAGUAGAGUUUAAUAACUUAUUAUUGGAGAAAAUUGAGCAUGUUGAAGAAUUAACGGAAUUUGUUAAUAAGGAAGUCGAAACAAUUCUUAGUGAAAGAUUACAAGUCCAAUUGUUUAUUUUCAAUAAGAAUGCAUUGGGGUUCAGUAGUGAUGAUAAUGAAGAAAUUGAAAUAAUGGAACUUGAUAAAUAUAUUCAAGAUAUCGAUUUAUUUAAACAUUCACUUGGGUUUCAAGAUGAAUCAUUUGUACUUGUUCCCCAAUUGGGACAUGGUAAACAACAUGCCUUUGAUAUUUUAAAUAAAAUGACAUACAUAGUUGAGAGUCAAAUUGUUAUUAAACCAGUAUCUUCACCUCCAAUGAAUUUCAAAAAUAUAAUUGUCGGACACGAAUUAACUAGAAAUGAGUUUAACUUUGUUUUAGAAAAGAUUGAACACUUAUAUGAUGAGGCUGAAGAAUAUAUUGAUAGAUGGAGGUUAUUGCAAAACUUAUGGGAAUUGAAUUUAGAAGAUCCAGAAGAGUCAUUGAAGUUAUUGAAUGAAUCGGAUUCAGUAUUGACUUGGUUUAAAGUAGUACAAGAUGUUCUUGAAAAUAGAAGGAUUUUUGAUCAAGCAGAACCAGAGAAAAAGUUCGCUCAAUUAUUUAUUGUGGAUUUUGGUAAAGUUCAAAACAGAGUUACGUUAAAGUUCGAUGCAUUUCAGAAACAGUUAUUGAAUAAAUUCUCUAAGAAGCUUGAAUCCGAAUCAACAUUAUUUAAUCACCAGUUAGUGUCAGGUAGAGAAACACUUGAAGUACCAUUAAGCUUCCAUUUGAAUUCUAAGAAAUUGAUAUCAAAUAUUGACAAUCAUUUUGGUUACAAACAGCGAUUGGAAGAUUGGAAUCAGAAGCUUGUCAGUUUCAGACAGAUCCAGAACUAUUUAUUUCGUCACAGAUUCAAAUUUCCCCCAGAUUGGAUGUAUACUGAGCAAUUAGAAAAUAAUUUAUCAAUGGUAGCCUCAUUAAUUGAACGAAAAGAUAAAUUAAUUGAAGAGCAUUUAGAAAUUAUUUCAUCAAAGGUAAAAGCAGAAGCUACUAAAGUCAACGAUUCCAUCAAAUCUUUAUCUCAAGAAUGGGCGACCAAGAAACCUAUUUCAGGUAAUUUGAAUCCAUCAUUGGCCAUUGUAGAUUUGGAUAAUUUUCAAACAUUGUUUACAAAAUUAGAAACGCAAUCCAAAUCCCUAUUAAAUGUAUCAACACUGUUAAAUAUUUCAAUCGGUUCCAUUGAUGACGUAAGCUUGGUAACCGAGGAAAUAAAGGAUCUUAAGUCAGUUUGGUCUUCUGUGAAUGUAUUAUGGGAAGAUCUCGAAAGAUUGAAAAAUUGGAAAUGGUCUGAAUUUCAACCAAGACAAUUAUAUCGUACAUUAGAUGAUUUAUUGAAUGCCUCUAGAUCCUUACCAGUUAACAUAAGACAGUAUGCAGCCGUAGAUGAAAUUCAGAAUUCACUAAAGAAUUAUGUAAAGACUCAUUCAAAAAUUUCAGAGUUGAAAGGUGAUUGUAUGAAACCACGUCAUUGGAAAGUUUUGCUAGGACAAUUGGGUUCGAAAAAGCGCUCAAUGGAGGAUUUGACCGUAGGAGAUGUCUGGAAUUUAAACAUUGCUUUGAAUAUACAAACUGUUAAUGCCAUUUUGGAACAAGCUAAUAAUGAAAGAACAAUUGAAGAGAAAUUGAACAGUAUUAAUAGUGGUUGGUCUUCAGUCACGUUUGAAUUAUCUAAUUAUGAAAAUAAAUGCCGAUUAGUUAAGAAUUGGGAUAACUUAUUUGAUCAAUGCAACAAUGAUAUCAGUGCAUUGUCAAGUAUGAAGAACUCGCCUUAUUUUGGAAGUUUUGAAAGAGAGAUUAGUGAAUUGGAAAAGAAAUUGAAUAUUCUAUUUGUUAUAUUAGAUACAUGGAUUGAAGUUCAACGACAAUGGGUUUAUUUGGAUGGAGUUUUUGGAAAUCACAAUAAUGAUAUCAAGAGUUUAUUACCUAUUGAAACUACUAGAUUUACAAACAUUACUUAUGAAUUUUUCAACAUCUUAAAGAGGAUAUACAAGUUUAAUUUAGUUAUUGAUAUUAUAUUAGUAGGUGAUAUCCAACCAACAAUGAAUAAAUUUUUGGAUAGUUUGACCAAAGUAAGAAAAUCAUUGACUGAUUAUCUUGAGAAACAGAGAGAAUUAUUUCCGAGGUUCUAUUUCGUUGGGAAUGAAGAUUUAUUAGAAAUUAUUGGGGGGUCUCAUGAUGUUAAUAGAGUCAACAGGCACUUUAAGAAGAUGUUUGGUGGUAUCCAAGGGGUUAGAUAUAUAAAUGAAUCUUCAUCUAUUGUGGGAGUGUACAGUGAAGAAGGAGAAGAAUUGAAAUUGAACAAUCCUAUUUCGUUGAUUAAGUUCACUCGUUUGAAUGAAUGGUUGAAAGAGUUGGAAUUAGAGACUAGAUUAUCAAUUUCGCAGCUUGUGAAAUCCAACAUUAGUGUUUGCAAGGAAUUAUUUGUUGCCAAAUUAGAUACAGAAAAUGUGAUGAAUUUCCUUAGAACGAUACCAACUCAAGUUGCAACAUUAUCAAUUCAAAUAUAUUUUACCAACCAAACAGAAGAAUCAUUGAAAACUGGACAAAUACCGCAACAGCUUUCAAGUUUACAUCUUUUCAUCAACAUGCUUACAAAAUUGAUAGACUCUAAUAUUCUGAAUUUAGAAAGAAAGAAAAUUCAAUAUUUGGCAAUUGAGACAAUUCAUCAACGUGAUAUUCUAGAACGUCUAAUGGGUAGCAAUUCGGAAAUGGAAAAAAGUUCAAUUUGGAAUUUGAGCCAAAGGUUUUAUUACGAUGUUUCAAAUAAUGAUUUGCUCACUAGUUUAACUGUUAAGCUUGCAACUUCCAGUAUAACAUAUGGCUUCGAAUAUUUAGGAAUACCAGAAAAAUUGGCAUAUACACCAUUAAUAAACGAUUGUUUCACCGCCAUGAGUCAAGCAAUAAGCAUGAAGCAGGGUGGGUCACCAUUUGGACCGGCAGGUACAGGUAAAACUGAAUCUGUAAAAGCAUUAGGUCAUAACUUGGGGAAAAUGGUACUUGUAUUUUGUUGCGAUGAAUCUUUUGAUUUCCAAUCAAUGGGUAGAAUUUUCCUUGGUCUUUGUAAAGUUGGUAUUUGGGGAUGUUUUGACGAAUUCAAUCGUUUGGAUGACAAAAAUUUAAGUGCUGUGUCGCACCUGAUUGAAAAUAUUGAACAUGGUUUGAGAAAUCCAGAAGCUUCUAUUUCUGUUUCUGGACGAGAUAUAAAGGUGAAUCCUGAUACUGGGAUUUUUGUUACUAUGAAUCCAGGAUAUGUGGGAAGAAACGAAUUACCUGAAAAUUUAAAGAAAUUGUUCCGAAGUUUUGCAAUGACGAGGCCAGACAGUGAAAAAAUCGUUGAAGUUAUUCUUACAUCUCAGGCAUUUGAACAUUCCAGGGAAUUGGCAAAGAUUAUAGUGCCAUUCUUUUCUAAAUUAGAUGAGCUGGUGUCUAAACAAGCACAUUAUGAUUUUGGAUUGAGGGCUCUUAAGAGUAUGUUACUUAGAUGUGGUGUCACAAAACGAAGGGUAGAAAAAGAAAGUGAAUUGGAUACAAAAACAUGGGAAUAUAGAUUGGUUCUACAAAGUGUAUGUGAGACGAUAUUGCCAAAGUUGGUCAGACUGGAUGAAUUAUUGUUUGAACAAUUGAUAGAAGAGUUUUUCCUUAAUGUUAGUUACGAAGUGAAUGAUAAUGCGAAAUUAAUCUUUGAAAUCGAGAAAUUUUGUGAAUCUAAUGGUUUGCUAUAUGAUGAAAGGUGGGUUGCAAAGGCAUUGCAACUAUAUGAUAUUCAAAAGUCUCAUCACGGAAUUAUGUUAGUAGGAGAAGCCGGAUCUGGAAAAUCAUCUAUCAUGAACCUGUUGGUACAAUCAUUGCUGGUUGUCGAAGAAAAAGAACAUGUCACCUUCCAUAUCGAUGCAAAAGUUCUUUCAAAGGAUCAGAUUUAUGGUAAAUUGGACUUAGUAACCAGAGAUUGGGUGGAUGGGCUUUUCACGAGUAUUCUAAGAAAAAUUCGGGAGAAUUUAAGAGGUGAGUUGUCAAAGCGGAUUUGGAUUGUUUUUGAUGGAGAUAUUGAUCCACGAUGGGCUGAGAACCUCAAUAGUGUUUUAGAUGAUAACAAAAUAUUGACUCUUCCUAAUGGAGAACGUUUGGGAUUGCCUCCGAAUGUUAGAAUUGUCUUUGAAGUUGAUAGCUUACGGUACACUACUCCAGCAACUGUAAGUAGAACUGGUAUGGUCUGGUUUGAUAAAUCGUUGAUUUCAGUGCAGGCCAAUUUUAGAAAACUCAUUCAUCAGUUAAGAUCAUUCAAAGUCGAUGUAUCAGAAGAUUUCGGCCCCAUAAAUGGUUUUAAUAGUUUAAAGAAUCUAUUUGUGGAUAGAAUAUCUGAAAUUUUGAAUCCAGAACUUUUGUUAACAAUCUCGAAAAUUUCUCAAAAGAUCGGUCACAUAAUGGAAUUUUCUUUUCAAAGGGCAGUAAAGUCUUUUGAAAUUUCAUUGCGCUCCCAUUUAAGACGCUUGCUUGACUUUGCAACCAAGUAUGAAUUACCAGAUGAAAUCGAUAUUAAGAAGUAUGCCAGUAAAGCAAUUCUUCUUUCAUUCCUAUGGACAUUUGCAGGGGAUGCAUCCCAAUCUGAUAAAGAAAAGUUUAGUUCCGAAGUUUCUCAAUUGAAUGCCUUCACUCACCUAGAACCAAUUACUGGAAAUUAUAUUGAUUUUGAUAUUUCAUUACCUGACUGUGAGUGGAUAUCUUGGAAUAGCAAAGUAGAAGCAAUUGAGCUUGAACCGCAUGAAGUUGCAAGUCCCAAUCUUGUUGUACCCACAAUCGACACUGUUAGACAUGAAUAUCUUGUCUAUCUGAUCUUGAAUGAGCAUCGCCCGUUAUUACUUUGUGGACCGCCAGGUUCCGGUAAGACUAUGACUUUAUUUGAAGCACUUAGAAAGUCACCAAGGUUAGAUGUCCUUUCAUUGAAUUUUUCUAAAGAAACUUCACCGCUUUCUUUAAUGAAAUCAUUGGAACAGUUUUGUGAAUACAAAAAGACCAAUCGAGGUAUUCUGCUUUCUCCAAAAGUUAAUGAUAAGUGGGUUGUUGUGUUUUGUGAUGAAAUUAAUUUACCUAAAGUUGACAAAUAUGGUACUCAGAGGGUGAUUUCUUUAAUUAGAAUGAUGAUUGAACACAAAGGGUUCUGGAGAAUUAAAGAUCAGCAAUGGGUUUCACUUGAGAAUAUUCAAUUUGUGGGUGCCUGUAAUUCACCUAACGAUCCUGGAAGAAAUAAAUUGAGUGAAAGGUUUUUGAGACAUGCUUCAUUAAUUAUGGUUGAUUAUCCUGGAAUUGCAUCAAUGAAUCAGAUUUACCAGACAUUUAAUUUAGCUUUAUUAAAGUGUGCUCCAGAUUUAAGAGGAUUUGCAAAAGCCAUCACUGAUGCAAACAUAGAGAUUUAUCAAAGAUCUAGAGAAAGAUUCACCACCGAUAUCCAAAGUCACUAUAUUUAUUCACCCCGUGAACUCACAAGAUGGAGCCGAGGAUUGUUAGAAGCACUAAAAUCUAAAGAAUAUACAAAUUUCAACGCUUUUUUGAGAUUAUGGUAUCAUGAAGGAUUAAGGCUAUUUUAUGAUAGAUUAGUUACGGAUGAAGAGAAGGGUUGGACUUUACAGUUGUUCCAUGAUGUCUCGCUUAAAUACUUCCCCAAUAUUGAUCUAGAGAGUUGUUUUGAAGGUCCUGUCUUAUUCACUAAUUGGUUAACAUUGAAUUAUGAAUCAGCAAAUAAGAAUGAACUCAAAUCUUUCCUCGUGGAACGUUUAAGGGUAUUUAGCGAAGAAGAAACGGAAGUGGAUUUAGUUUUGCAUGAGGAUAUGUUAGAUCAUGCUUUGAGGAUUGAUAGGGUGCUCAGACAACCACAGGGUCAUAUGCUAUUAGUAGGGCCCAGUACCAGUGGAAGAUCUACGUUGUCCAAAUUCGUAGCGUGGAUAAAUGGGUUGAAAAUUGAACAGCUCCAUGUUAAACGAAACUAUACAGUUGAAGACUUUGAUGACACUUUAAGGAAGCUUUUAUUAAGGUGUGCAAGUGGAGAGAGAGUUUGCUUUAUUAUCGAUGAAUCAAGUAUCUUGGAAACUUCAUUUGUUGAAAGAAUGAAUACAUUAUUGGCCAACGCAGAAGUUCCUGGUCUUUUUGAGGGUGACGAUCAUACUGCAUUAAUGAACUUGUGUUUAGAAAUUUCACAUGCCAAUGGUUUAUUCCUAGAUACAGAUGAAGAAUUAUAUGGAUGGUUUACGGAACAAAUUUCCCAGAAUUUGCAUGUUAUAUUUAGUAUCAGUGACACUAAAAGUGGUAACAAUAAUGCGGUUGUUUCUUCACCAGCAUUGUUCAAUAGAUGUGUUCUUAGUUGGAUGGGUGAUUGGUCCGAUAGAAGUUUAUAUGAAAUUGCCACGGCGCGUAUUGAUCCAAUCCCAUUAGAUGUGUCAACGUAUUCUAUUCCAGCCACAUUUGAGCCAUGUAUCAACAGAGUGGCAGGCAAUUUUAGAGAUGUUAUCGUAGAUGUCAUGAUUUUCAUACACCAUCAACUACCAAAUUAUGAGGCAACCUUAUUUUACGAAAGAGCACCAAGCAACUUUUUGAAUUUUGUUGAAGCGUUCAGUACAUUGUUUCAUAGGAAGCAAUCCGAUAUGGAGGAAAGUCAACGUCAUAUUAGUGUAGGUCUUGACAAAUUGCGAGAGACGAUGGUCCAAGUUAAUAAAUUGAAGACUGAACUAGCGAAGAAGAAAGAUGUGUUAUCUUACAAGGAUAAAGAAGCAAGAGAGAUGUUGAAUAAAAUGAUUACGGACCAAAAUGAAGCAGAAAGAAGACAAGAGUUUUCGGUUGCAACACAGGCGGACCUUGAGAAACAAGAGAUUGAAAUUGAAAAGCGGAGAAAAGUAGUGUUGGAUGACUUAGCUGAAGUUGAGCCCACCAUUUUAGAAGCACAAAGAGGUGUCCAGAAUAUAAAGAAACAGCAUUUGACAGAAAUACGGAGUAUGAUGAAUCCUCCUGCAGCUGUUAAGAUGACUAUGGAAUCUGUAUGUAUUCUCCUUGGAUAUGACGUAGUUACAUGGAGAGAUGUUCAAUCGGUUAUUCGGAGAGAAGACUUUAUAUCUAACAUUGUUCGUUUUGAGACUGAAACUAAAUUAACACCAGAAAUCAGAGAAUAUAUGGAGCAAGUCUAUUUAUCAAGGGAAGAUUAUACAUUCGAGGUUGUUCAUAGAGCAAGUAAAGCAUGUGGCCCAUUGGUUGUCUGGGUAAAGGCUCAAUUGAACUAUUCUAAAAUUUUACAACGAAUUGAUCCUUUAAGAGAAGAGAUGCGAAAUAUUGAAUUAGAGACCAAGAAGACAAGGGCGAAGUUGAUUGCUAUUGAUCAAAUGAUUCUGGAAUUAAAUGCAAGCAUCGAAAGUUACAAGACUAGUUAUAGUGAAGUUAUCAGAGAUGCUGAAAAUAUAAAAACGGAAAUGAGAACAGUGGAAACGAAAGUUCAAAGAAGUCUUGCGUUAAUUGAAAACCUAAAGGUGGAACGAGAAAGAUGGAAGCAAAGUGUAAGCAAGUUCGGCUAUGACAGAGAACGGUUAGUUGGUAAUUCAUUACUUGUGUCUGCUUUUGUUGUAUAUGCGGGUAUAUAUGAUCAGAAGGGUAGACUAAUAUUAAUGAAGUUGUGGAAGGAGAAGUUACUUAAAAGUGGAGUCGUCUUUGAUGAGAAUUUAAGUAUUGCGAAUUACUUGACAGAUUCUAAGGAGAUUUUGAGAUGGGUGGAAUGUGGUUUGACCAAUGACGAAUUGAAUGUUGAUAAUCUUUCCUUAUUGCAAUAUGCAAAGACUCCUAUUGUUAUUGAUCCAGCAUCGAGCAUUGUUGACAUAUUGGAAAAAGCUGACGUGACUAGAUCUGUGACGAUAACAAGUUUCUUGAAUGAUGGACUAGUCAAUCAGCUUGAAAAUGCUUUAAGAUUCGGUGGAACAAUUGUAAUUCAGGAUUGUGAAUAUUAUGAUCCACUUUUAGAUCCUAUAUUGAGAAGAGAAGUAAAAAGAAAUGGAGGAAGAAUGAUAAUUACAUUGGGAGACCAAAUGAUAGACUUUUCUCCAAACUUUAAGUUGAUAUUAUGCACCAAAGAUCCACAGAUAGUGUUACCUUCAUCGGUUUCGUCAAGAACAAGUAUUGUGAAUUUCACUAUUACCAGUGGAAGUCUAGAGAAUAGAACAUUAGAUAUUGCAUUGAAGGUGUUGAAACCAGACGUUGAAAAAAAGAGAGCUGAUUUAAUUACUCUUAGUGGUGAGUAUAGGGUACGGUUGGAGAGUCUCGAGAAAGAACUUCUAGAUUCGCUCAAUCAAAGUGCUGGUGAAAUAUUAGAGAAUGAUUACGUAUUGGAAACCCUUGAAAGAUUAAAAUCUGAAGCGAUUGGAAUUAAUGAAAAGUUGGAUCAAUCAGCCGAUGUUAUUCUGAGCGUGGAAGAGACAAGAAAUACAUAUCAAGAAAUAGCCAAACAUUCGUCUGCUAUAUAUGCUGCAAUUGAGAUGCUCGGAUCCGUUAAUCCAUUCUAUAGCUUCUCACUUUCCACCUUUAUUUCUCAAUUAACAAAACACCUCGUGGACUAUGGUCAGGAUGAAGUUCCUUCAUUUAUUGCAAAAUUAUAUCAAGAGUCAUUUGCGGGUAUAUCACCCUCAUUACAGUUUAGAGAUAAAAUCAUAUUUGGGUUGUUAUUAGGAAUUGCUUACUACUCUGAAGACAUUGGAAAUAUAUUCAAAGAAUGCUUAUUGCAAAUCUUAAAGCUGGUCAGCUCAGAUUCUAAAGAUGCUGCUAUUGGGAGGGUGUUUGAAAUAUGUUUGGUAAAAAUGGAAGGAAACGAUAUUGAUGUUGCUAAGCUUUUAGAAAUGAAUCAAGAUAGUGCUACUUUGAAGUUACUCUCAAAGACAAUAUUGACUUUAAGUGAUCCAAACCAAAGGCAAAAAAUUGUGGAGACAUUUAGUGAUAUUACUCCAUUUUUGUAUAGUGGUGCUGCUCCAUACAGUUCUUCAUAUGAUCUUGACUACUGGUGCUCUGAAGGCAAGUUUAAUUCAAUCAUUAUGACUUGUCCGGAUGGUUUUGAUGCAUCAUACAAGGUAGAAAAGCUCGCUUUGGAAUCCAACAAGAAGUUAGCAAUUGUAUCAAUGGGUUCAAAGGAAGGGAUAGAGAUUGCAAAUUCAGAAAUUGAAAGAGCCAUACAAAAUGAUAGUUGGGUGAUUAUACAGAAUAUUCAAAUGUCACCUCAAUGGGUGACACACUUGGAAAUGAAAUUGAAUAUAAUGACUUUUGGUCAAGAGGUGAGGAUUUUCUUGACUUGUACUAAUAAGUCAAAAUUACCGGCUGGUUUGAUUGCAAGAUCGAAAGUGUUGAAUUUUGAAACCGAAUUGGGAUUAGCACGUAUUGUACUUGAUACUUUCAAAUCUAUUCCUUCCAAGAUAAUGGAAUCUGGACCGAUUGAAAUUAGAAGAGUGUUUGUUUUAUUGAUUUGGUACCAUUCGGUGAUUACAGAGAGGUCAAGGUAUGUUCCUGUGUCAUUUAAGAAAACAUAUGAUAUUAAUGAUUCUGAUUUUGCUUCUGGUUGUUAUGUUAUCCGUCAUGUUUUUGAACCGUUCAUGUCAAGAACGAAUAUCGAUCCAAAACUUGUUCCUUGGGAAAUAUUAAGGCAUCUUAUAGGAACGAUCACUUAUUCAAGCAAAGUUUCAGAUGAAGAAGAUAAGAAAUAUUUCAAAUCCCUCGCUGAGUAUUUGUUUACUGAGAAGUCAUUUGAUGCUACAUUUAACUUGAUUGAAAAUGAUUUGACAAGAGAGUCUCGUGAGGUUUUAAAUAUGCCCGAAGGGAAUUCCAUCAGUGAAUAUAAAGAAUGGAUUAUGAGUCUACCAGAUCAAACUCCAUUAUCGUGGAUUGGAUUGCAAGAAAAUGCAAAUACGCUUGUUGAUGAGAAAUUAGGACAAGAGGUUGCUUCUCGUGUAGUCAAUUUAUGUGAGAACAGUUAG
Hemisphaericaspora subhashii is the source of this 12642-nucleotide messenger RNA. It is a transcript of the gene DYN1, whose product is annotated as dynein heavy chain. NCBI's taxonomy places the organism in Eukaryota, Fungi, Ascomycota, Pichiomycetes, Serinales, Debaryomycetaceae. Gene Ontology annotation, molecular function: dynein light intermediate chain binding; ATP binding; dynein intermediate chain binding. The transcript has a single exon. Gene Ontology annotation, biological process: microtubule-based movement. The coding region runs from base 1 to 12642 and encodes 4213 amino acids. Gene Ontology annotation, cellular component: dynein complex. The record is from RefSeq and is a predicted model, not a curated record.